AUGCCUUCCCGCCGCAUCCACUUCACUCCACCUGUGAAUGAAACUUGGCCUGAUCCUGUUGCAACAACAGGCGAGUCCCAUUCACUUCAGAUGCAAGAAGCUCAUCAAGAAUGGUGGGGUAAUUUUGUUCCCAUAGCCGAUUGGGUGCCACCGAAAAUGAACAAAUCCAAAUUUGAUGGAAUGAAAAUACAAAAGUAUCACAUUUCACCUGAGAUAGACGAACCAGGAGACCCUGAAUGCCCAUAUGAUAGGGCAUUUGCCGGUGCAAAUGAUACCGUCGGUGAACUCACAGCCAUGUUUCAAAAUGAAUGGGUCAGCAAUAGACGAGCUGCCACUCCUGCCAAUGCCGACGUCAAUAUGGAUGUGAGCUAUGACCUCAGGUGGGAUACUGCACCCGAAGCGGGCAUUGAUUCAGGUGAGACCACUGGACAGUCUGUUGGAGUCGACCCCGAGGCCAGUUAUGACCUUGGGUGGGAUUCUGCACCCGAUGCAGGUGACUUACAUCCUGGUGAGACGCCCAGAGAGUCUGUAGAAGUCGACCUUGAGGCCACUUAUGACCUUGGGUGGGAUGGAGCACCCGCUUUGCCUUCUGAUUUACCAUCCGAAACCACGGAACCAUCAAACUCUAUCGACAUUGAUGAUGAAUAUGACCUUGGGUGGGAUGGAGCACCCGCUUUGCAUUCUGAUUCACCACCCGAGAUCAUGGAACCAUUGAUAGACUCUAUCGACAUCGACAAUGAAUAUGAUCUCGGGUGGGGUGAUGCUGUUGAUGAUGGCCAUCAAAGCUGCAACCCUAUAGACAUCGAUGAGGCUUAUGACCUCGGGUGGAACAACUCUGCUUCCAUGGAGCAAGCCAAAGAGCAGCAGGUGGAAUAUUGUUUAAGUCCACUGACAUCCGGCUCCGACCUCCGUGCAGGCGACGAGGAUGCAAAUGCAUCUGUGGCAUCCAUAACUUCUGUUUCACGGCCGGAACCAUCUAAUUCUACACCCGAUGCCAUUCUGCAUGCGGAAGCAGCUAUGAUGCAGGCUAUCCGGAGGUUGAAUGCUUUGGGUCAUACAGAUGAUGAUCAACAAAUGCACGUCAUAAUGCAGACGGCCAUUCAAGGUCUCGCACCAUCCCAUGGUCCCUCGAGAGUGAGGAGAGCCAAUUCCCGGUUGUUCGGGGCAUACAGCGAGGCGAGAAAUUGGGUGACCGAGUUGGGAGAGGAUAUUCUCUCGAUCACCCGGUUAAUACAUAUGUACAAUGCUAUAAUGGAUCCGCUGGAUGUUUUAGUGAAGGACCUUAAAAGAGUAGACAGGGAGCAGUAA
Messenger RNA from Suillus plorans, 1308 nucleotides. RefSeq lists its product as uncharacterized. NCBI's taxonomy places the organism in Eukaryota, Fungi, Basidiomycota, Agaricomycetes, Boletales, Suillaceae. The transcript is spliced from 7 exons. The record is from RefSeq and is a predicted model, not a curated record. The coding region runs from base 1 to 1308 and encodes 435 amino acids.